UUUUCUUUUCUUUUCUUUUUUAUUUUUGUACCAUUUCGUUGAGAAGUCAUCGUAUACGGUUAUUUUUGAUAUAGAAGAAUUUAGUUUGUAUUUAGUUUAGUUGUAUUUUACGUUUGUGUCGAAAAAUUGUACAAAAAAAAUUUUACCAUUAAAGCGAAAAAACCGGGGGCAGUUAGUUUUAAUACGGUAUUUAAAAAGAAGUGUGAUAAAAAAAAUAAAAAAUCAAUAAAAUGUCUCGUGAGGAAGUGACUGAAGCGGAAACGCAACAGACAACCUCAACAAGUAAGGAGUCGCGAGAAAUUCCUAUUUCUACUACUGCCCCAAAAAAGUCCGCGUCUCAUCCUAGCCUUCACGUUCAACAAUCGCAAAAUGAACAAAGUUUGACUGCUGAAUCUAGUCAAGAAAUAAAAAUUAAUUCAGGGCGAAAACAACAAAAAGACAAAAAUAAAGACAUUUUGAAGUCUAACAAUGCUUAUCAAAGCGUGUCAGACAAAGACAUUAUCAAUAAUAAUAAAUCGACUAGUAAUGGAAAUACAUCAACCAAAACUUCCAAUAUUAUUAAUUCUGAUGAAGUAGAUGAAAAUUCUAAUGGUUCAUUUAAUCAUGAUGAUAAUAUAAUUAGUGGUGGUACUGAUCAUGAUCCAUUUCAUGAAAAUACUAUUUCGAUUCCUCGGAGACAAAGUAUGAAUGAUAAUUCACAAAGGUCAUCGAAGUCACAUUCUAUGCACCAACGCCAUAAUUCAACACCAAUUAGUUCUUCAAUUAACGUUGUUACAACAAAUACUAGUAUUUCUUCUUCACCACCAUCACCUUCAUCCUCUUCCAAUAACAGUAACAGCAACGAUAACACAAAUCCGGCUAAUACCAACAGUAACGCGAACGCAAAUACCAUAACGUCCACAAAUACAACAUAUUCUAAUGGUGUUAAUAUGCAAUCACAAAUGUACGAAGAAACACCUCAAAUGUCAUAUUCUAAUAUGAAUCAACCUACUCCUUUUAUGCCUGUUCCGCCCCAAUAUUUUCCAUUUUUUCCAAACAAUGGACAAUACUUUUAUGAUCCUCAAUACAAUAGAUUUGGGCGGCCCCCUCCCCAAAUUUCUCCUUCAGCACAACAAAAUUUUGUUAGGUCAAACGUUUAUCCCUAUCAACAAAUACCUGUUAUUCCUCCAAUUCAUCAUCCUCCUUAUCAUAAUCCUUCACCUCUAAUCCCUCAUCAGUCUCAUCCCACAAGAUAUGUAAAUGGUGGUGAUUCUGGUUUCUCUUCUCGUAGAAGUUCUCUAGAUCAGAUUAGUAGGACUCCAGAGUUUGGUCCUCAACAUAAUCCCAGGAUACAUCAGCAAAAGAAACCUAAACAAUUGGAUAAAGCUCUUUGGGUUGGAAAUUUACCUGAUUCGACCACUCAUGAUGAAUUAAAAGAAUUUUUUGCGGAUGAAAAUAUGGAGAGCGUGUUUCACAUUAAAAGAUCUAAUUGUGCAUUUGUGAAUUACAAAACAUACGAAGCCGUUAUGGAAGCUGUACACAAAUACAACGAAAUGGAAUUCAAGGGGAUUAAAUUAGUUUGCCGUCCAAGGAAGCAAACACCAGCCGAUUUAAAAUUGAAAACCGAAUCAUUAUCUGCUUUGAUUUCGGAAAACACACCUCCACCCACACCUUCGGAGGCAGGGUCAACCGCUUCUUCCACUAGAUCUCGUCGGUCAUCCUUGCCACCACGCCAACGUAUUCGACAACCAUCUAUUGCUUCUAUGUCUCCAGCUUCUUCUGUUUCUUCCUUAAAACCAUCGUCGCAAAAUAGGUAUUUCAUUCUCAAAUCGUUAACUCAAGACGACCUUGACAUUUCUGUUAAGAGCGGUUAUUGGGCAACGCAACCUCACAAUGAAGCAGCUUUGAACAAGGCAUUUAAGAGUGCCGAGAAUGUAUACCUCAUAUUUAGUGCCAAUAAGAGUGGAGAGUUUUACGGUUAUGCAAGAAUGUUGAGCCCGAUUAGCAAGGAGUCAACCGAGACAGUACAAUGGACUCCGAUCGACGAAGCCGCUUUAGCUGCUUCUUCUUCUCGCCUUUCACCUAAUCAAGAUGAGUCGAAAUCGCGGAAAAAGCUUCAAGAUGAAGAGAAUGAAGAUUGUGAAGAUGACGCAGUUCCGUCAAGGAAUUGGGGAACGACAUUUAAAGUAGAAUGGAUCAAAGUCCAAAAGCUUCCUUUCAUUCGUACGCGACAACUUCGUAAUCCGUGGAAUGCGAAUCGCGAAGUUAAAAUUAGCCGAGAUGGUACUGAAGUAGAGCCAGUAGUUGGAGAAAGGUUGCUUGCUGAAUUCCAUAAAUCACAAACAACUCCCGCAUCGUAUUCAAAUAUGUCUGGUCCUCUAUUAACUCAACCAUUAAAUAUCGAUGGUCAAGGUGUUGUUGGUGAAGGACAAGACAGAGGGUUGGCCACUCAAAACGGUGCACAAAUACAGCCGCCAAUGAUGGAUCCUAAUUAUAUUCCAAAUGCUCAACCUGCAUUUUUCACUCCUCCUCCGGGAUAUUGGCAUCCACAGCCUAUUAUAAUACCUCCAUAUGGAGCACCUCAUGCACCCCCAGGUUAUGUACCUCAACAAGCUUGGACUGCUGCUUCAUCCAAAGAUCAAUCCGUUGGUGUUACUCGUGUACAACCUUCUCAACCUUCAACCGGUUCUCCGAUGGUGUCUUUGGACCAACAACAAUACGUGGAGGUAAUAUGGGGACCUAUGCAACAUCCUUCUCACUACCAAUCAGUCCCUGCUCCUCAUCUUUAUCCAUCCGGUGCAGGAGUUCAUUAUCAACAAGCACCGCCACAGCAAUACUAUAGAUCUUCAGAAGAUAAUGGUCAUGUAGAUAGUCAUAUGACAUAUCAAGUAUCGUCACAAGAACAAAAUAUGGGUAAUGACCAAGAAGGCGAAUCCCAUAUGGUACCGACUUAUCUCAUGGAAGAUCAAAGCGCUGAAACUAGCAGUAGUGCAUAGCGGGGGAAGUAAUAUAGCUGUAGUUUGUCAUUUGCUCAAAGAGUCGCCCUCCUGUGAUUAAAUAUUCCCUCUAUUUCAUGUAAUUUUUAUUCUUUCAUUUCAAGUUUGGAAGUUUGUUUAUUUUGUGUAACUUGUGAUUUUCGUGUACAAUAUAUGUACAAAAG
Messenger RNA from Rhizophagus irregularis DAOM 181602=DAOM 197198, 3139 nucleotides. RefSeq lists its product as uncharacterized. Gene Ontology annotation, cellular component: nucleoplasm. Lineage: Eukaryota; Fungi; Glomeromycota; Glomeromycetes; Glomerales; Glomeraceae. Gene Ontology annotation, biological process: mRNA splicing, via spliceosome; regulation of alternative mRNA splicing, via spliceosome. The record is from RefSeq and is a predicted model, not a curated record. Gene Ontology annotation, molecular function: N6-methyladenosine-containing RNA reader activity; mRNA binding.